AUGAAUUUGGCUCUUAUAUGCAAAUUGACAUGGAGAUUCAUUGAGAAUAAGGAAGCUGUGUGGGUUAAACUAUUAUCAACAAAACACAUAAUGGACGAGAAUUUUUGGUCUGUUGCUAAACCUGAGAAGUGUUCUGCUAUUUGGAGUAGUUUAUUGGAAGUUAGACAUAUUCUAGCAAACAUAAUCUUCUGGCAGGUUGUAAACGGAGAAAGAAUCCUUAUUUGGGACGAUCCAUGGCUAUUUCAUCAUACAGAUCAUAUCCUUGGUUUUCCAACUGUUAUAAUGGAAGGCAUUGAUAGGGUAUCUGAUUUAUUGCUUCCAGACUCAAGAAACUGGAACGUGGAUCUUUUAAAUCAUUUAUUCUCUCCAGAAGUGGUAAACUGUAUUACUGCAGUCUACAUCAGUCCGGCAGAGGUGCUUUCCCAUGGAAAAAAUUAUGGUCCUUCUCUGGUAUUCUUCCGAAGGUUCUCAUUUAUUUGGAAACUUUUAAAUAAUGGGAUUGCGGUGAAGUCAAAUAUUAAGCGGUUUGUGAACCAUAUACAAUCUCACUGCACCUUUUACUGUGUUGCCGAGGAGUCCAUUCUACACUUGAUAUUUGAAUGUCCAAAAGCUAUCUUGGUUUUCAAUCAGGCAGGUUUAGCAAUUAACGCUCAGCUAUCUUCAGGAAAUGUAAUGCACAUCAUCAGUGAAUUGAUGGAAAGCAAUGUGGAUAAUAGUUUCAUAAUGAGAGUCUGUAUCAUUUGGAAUUUGUGGAAAUUAAGGAAUGUGAUGGUUUUCUCUAAUGAAGUCUUUUCAGUUAACAAUGUUUUUCACAAAGCAUAUCAGGACUUCAAGCUAUGUUUGGACAAUUCAGCAAUAGAUGAACAUCAAAUCAGUGAACUUACGUCUUCAAAUAAUUUGUGGAUUCCACCGGAACCUCAUUAUGUAAAGAUAAAUGUUGACGCAGCGUUUAUACCAAACAAUGGCGCAGCGGGAGAUGUUGCUCAGUAUCACAAUGGAAAUUUUUUGGAAUGUGCUACAAUCACUUUUGAUGCAACGUCACCAUUGCUUGCUGAAAAAAUCGCUUGCAAAUUGGGAGUAGAAGCGGGAAUCAAAUUUGGCUUCAAUAAAGUGGUGAUUGAAGGUGAUGCUUCUAAUGUCACAGAUGCAGUUCUUGGAGCAUCUAGAGAUAUCCCAUGGAGCAUCAGAUCUGUUAUUCUCAAAGUUAAAGAUGCAAUUCCUUAUUUUGUAUAUAUUAAAUUUCAAUGUGUUCCAAAAAGUGCUAAUUACUUGGCACACGAGUUGUGCCAGUAUGCAAUGCAUGAAAAUGUAAAUAACUGGUGGAAUGGUAGUUCUCCACCCCCAUGUAUCUCUGCAAACCUCAAUCUUACUGAGGUAGUUGAAUAA
Molecule: messenger RNA, 1386 nt
Organism: Papaver somniferum (opium poppy)
Lineage: Eukaryota; Viridiplantae; Streptophyta; Magnoliopsida; Ranunculales; Papaveraceae
Exons: 2
Coding region: 1-1386 (461 amino acids)
Molecular function (GO): RNA-DNA hybrid ribonuclease activity; nucleic acid binding
Source: RefSeq, a predicted model, not a curated record